Messenger RNA from Halteromyces radiatus, 2022 nucleotides. RefSeq lists its product as uncharacterized. Lineage: Eukaryota; Fungi; Mucoromycota; Mucoromycetes; Mucorales; Cunninghamellaceae. Bases 16 to 2022 code for a protein of 668 amino acids. The record is from RefSeq and is a predicted model, not a curated record. The transcript has 2 exons.
CAAUAUUUCAACAAUAUGAACAACGAAAGAGAGAAUCAAAACAAAACCCUCUCUCCCAACAAUGAAUCUGGCCCUCAGAUCGAUAUCGACAUACCAUCCAAUCCUCUUACCUCUGACACUGGCGACAAUCAAAUAUUCGACCUGGUGCUUGUAGAUAUGGUUGCUUCCUACAAGACCCAACGACUUGUUUGUGUUAAAAGAAACAUGUAUCAAGCUGGAUCGUCUUACAAAUAUGUCUGUGUCAGUUACCGAUGGGGUGAAUACAAUGAGCAAAUUGCCCUCACACCGGAUUACAACGCACAUGUGACCAGUUUUGGGAUUUCAGAUUUGAUCAACUUGUGUACACAAAUAUUGUAUUGGAAUUACCAAGAGCAUGUAAAAGAACACGGUAUUGAUGAUGAAGAAGAAGAUGAUGAUGAUGACGAUGAUGAUGACUAUUGUGAUGGCAGGCCUAGGUUUCUAUGGGUAGAUGCUAUCUCCGUGGAUCAAAUGGAUCACUCACAUAAAAAGACGACCGUUCAUCGUAUGAAGGAAAUUUAUGCCAGAGCUGAGAUGAUCAUUGCUGUUCCUGAUUUGCACAUAGCCUAUCUCCUCAAGGACCCAAACAGUCGUGAAUAUAUCAUCACUCUCACCAAGAAUGGAAAAAGGGUACAUCGCCAUAUCACAUUGCAGUGUAUGAAUAAAGAAAGCGAUGACAAUGAAGACGAUAUUAAAAAUGAUCAAGUUGGUCAAGAAAACAUUGAUGUUCAGGAACAAAAAAGUCAAGAUGAAAGUAAUCGAGGUACACAUAAACACCGAGGAUUUAGACAAUUCUUCAAAGACACUAUACGUCAAUCACGUUUAGCAACUAGUGGUCACGAUGGAAACAAAGGAAUAACAGAAAAUAAUAUUCAAGAUCCUGUUAUUGACGACGAUGUGCUAUUCAAAUCGGAUGAUGAAAAGGGAGGUGACACACAAAAGAAGGAUGAUGAUGAUGGUAAAACGACGCCCACUUGCAAUACCGAUAAAGAAAGCGAUCACGAUCACCAAAAAAACCAAUCUUGCCUUUGUGACGUGGGGAUGAGCCAAAUAGAAAAAGAAGAUUACAAUCGUGCAUUGACAUACUUGAAGCAUGUGGUUGAUGAUUGGGCGAAUCGCGUGUGGGUGAUUAGUGAAUGCAGUAUUGGACGAAGAAGUAAGAUGAAGCUAUGGUUCCUCUCCAUUGGUUAUUACCUUCGCAUUGCCGACCGGCCUUCUCAACUUUUGGAUUUGUUUAAUGAGGAGCGACCUACCAUUUUUGAUCAACCUUUGAAAGAAAGAUCUUUUUUGGACAUGAUGCUGAAUUCAAACGCUACACGAAAUGAAGAUCGAUUCUAUGCCAUUCUUCCAUUAUUCAAGGAAUUCAAACCCUUUGCUGAUAAUCAUGACAUCUCCAAUUGGGGUAUCACCGAUAUGCUCUCUGUUCGGCUUCAGCUAUUUCGUAUGGUCAAUUUUCAAGAAAAGCUUGCCAUCUUGUUGUCUUGCACCAUCAUCAACUUUUCUUCUGAUGUUAUCCUUCCAUCCUUCGCUUCAAAUUAUAAUCAUUAUUUCUUCAAUGUAGCCACUGGUCUUAGCUACAAAACGGCGUGGUUGAAGGAUAUUGAAUUACUUAAGGAUGAAGAUAUCAAUCGUGAUUAUCUUCGUAUCACUGUACCUUGGUCAAGAACAUUCACGGAUACUACGCUUUCUCAUGAUCUCGUUAUUACUAAACAUGCUCGUGGAAAAUUGGGAUUGGACGCUUCUGAAGUGAUGACGGUUUUCAUACCUAUCGUCGUUCAUGAUGAAAGAACAAAUCAUACCAUGGGUGUCAAGUUGCUAGGGAACCGACAAAAAAACAUAUGGGUUAUGCUUAAUAGGAUGAUGGAUUUGGUAGAUGUGCCUCCUUCUGAUGCUUCUUCCAAUAAGGUUUCCGUUGUCGAACAUCAUACACCUCAUAGAUCAGAUUCUUUGGAUAUGCUAUGGUCAGAUAAACAUGAAAAUGAUCAAGUAUUUCACUUGUAUUAG